AGUAGGCUUUUGCAUAAGCGUAAGUUUAAUAAUAACAAACUGCCAAAUUUGCUUAUUUUGUGAUAUUUAACAUUGAAAGCUGCGGCACAUUAACACGCCAUUGCGUUCUAGGCACACAGAUCGCAUACGCAUCAUUUGACUCAAGUUAAGACAUACAACAACAUAUGGGCAGUAGCAUCAUAACGCAGCUGGCGCGAAAGUACGGUGCAGUGAUAUUCUUUCCAACUGUUGCAGUCGGCUCCAUUUACGCAGACUGGUCACACACACGUUCCUGGAAGCGCCAACAGCAGCAAGCAGCACAAAACGCAGCGCUGAAAAGCCAAAGCUAA
Drosophila albomicans is the source of this 329-nucleotide messenger RNA. RefSeq lists its product as uncharacterized. The transcript has 2 exons. The coding region runs from base 165 to 329 and encodes 54 amino acids. The record is from RefSeq and is a predicted model, not a curated record. NCBI's taxonomy places the organism in Eukaryota, Metazoa, Arthropoda, Insecta, Diptera, Drosophilidae.